This is a messenger RNA of Acanthochromis polyacanthus (spiny chromis), 1033 nucleotides long. RefSeq names its product glycine cleavage system H protein, mitochondrial-like. Bases 35 to 565 code for a protein of 176 amino acids. The record is from RefSeq and is a predicted model, not a curated record. Lineage: Eukaryota; Metazoa; Chordata; Actinopteri; Pomacentridae. Gene Ontology annotation, biological process: protein lipoylation; glycine decarboxylation via glycine cleavage system. The transcript is spliced from 5 exons. Gene Ontology annotation, cellular component: cytoplasm; glycine cleavage complex; mitochondrion.
AAAACUUGACCCACACUCUCAUCAGUAAGCGACAAUGAUGGCUUCUUGCGGACUGUUCCGCUCCCUGUCUUCCAACUUUUGCACAGUUUUGCCUUUACUCACUCGCUCAGUACCUCUUUCUCCCCUGCAGCUGGCGUCUAAGCCUUACUUCGGAAGAACAAUAGCCUCUUCUAGCCGGUUAUCAGCAGCACUUAAAUUCACAGACAAGCACGAAUGGAUUCGAGUAGAGGACGGAGGAAUUGGGACUGUCGGUAUCAGCAAGUUUGCACAAGAGGCUCUGGGAGAUGUAGUUUAUUGUGGCCUGCCAGAGGUGGGAACACAGCUGGCUCAGCAAGAUGAGUUUGGAGCUCUGGAAAGUGUAAAGGCAGCCAGUGAGCUUUAUUCCCCUUUGACUGGAGAAGUUGUAGAGGUCAAUACACUUCUGGCAGACAACCCCAGUCUGGUCAACAAAUCUUGCUACAAAGAUGGUUGGCUGAUGAAGAUGACCAUUGCCAACCCUGCUGAGCUCGACACUCUAAUGGAUGAAGCUGCGUAUGAGCGAUACAUUCGCUCCAUCGAGGACUAACCUAACGCCUCCUAAUAAGUGCUGUGCUCCCUCUCCCUUUUCAAACACCACUGGCAGGGAGAUGCACUAAAUGUGCCUGUCAAUACAAUGCUUAGCACCCACCAGUGGAGCAUUAUAGCUCCAGAUUGCUGACCUGCCAGUGUUGUAGAGCUGUGAACGUUAGAAAUCUUUUAUCUACUGUUACAGACUGACUUUCGGGGUCCUGCCAGUCUGCACUGACUAAACAACUGUUGUUGAGUUCUUACAGCCUCAAAUCCCCCAAAACAGAAGAAACUGAGACUUGCAGUCAAUAGAAUAGUUUCCAAACAUUUCAGUCAAAACUUGAAAUUCUGUUCUAGGACACUGUUAGACUUAAAAAGCACUUUGGUUUGUAUGUUAUUAUUAAUUAUGUUGGUCUGCAUUGCAUGUAUGACAGCUAAACUGUGGACAUGGGACCUGUAUUAUAGAAAAUAAACAUUUCCUUACACA